Molecule: messenger RNA, 942 nt
Organism: Leptosia nina
Lineage: Eukaryota; Metazoa; Arthropoda; Insecta; Lepidoptera; Pieridae
Source: the annotation of a GenBank genome assembly
AUGUCCAAAAAAGAUGCUGCGACCGAAAGCGAAGAUACUGCACCAGUGAUCGAAGAAAUAAGUGAAAAACGUGUUGGUUGCGCCCACUACAAGCGCCGUGCUAAGUUUGUGACGCCAUGCUGCAACAAACUCUACAUGUGCAGAUACUGUCAUGAUGAGAACGAGGAACACUACUUUAACCGGAAGUCAGUCACUGAGCUUAUAUGCACAGAAUGUGAUACACGGCAAAAAGUGCAAGCUGAAUGUGAGAAUUGUGGUGUGCGUUUUGGAAAGUACACAUGUCUGAUCUGCAAUCUAUUCGAUGAUGAGGACAAGAAACAAUAUCACUGCGACGGGUGCGGGAUCUGUCGCGUUGGUGGACGGGAUAGAUUCUUCCACUGUGAACGGUGCAAUAUGUGCCUCCCAGUUCAGUUGCAACGCGUUGGGCAUCGGUGCGUAGAGAACGUGUCUCGCGCUAACUGUCCAGUUUGUCUGGAGGACAUCCACACAUCUCGUAUACCCUGUCACAUCCCGGAUUGUGGACACCUCCUACACCGACCCUGCUUCGAGCAGAUGUUGAAAUCUGGCCACUACGCCUGCCCCACCUGCCAGACUAGUAUGAUUGAUAUGUCAAAUUUGUGGAAAUACCUCGAUUCGGAAGUGGCCGCGACGCCGAUGCCGCCAGAAUACGCCGAUUAUAAAACCACUAUACUUUGCAAGGAUUGUCAUAAAUUAUCAACAGUGAAAUUCCACGUGGUCGGGUUGAAGUGCCAGCACUGCGGUGCUUAUAACACUUGUCAGACGAAUGGAUUUCAUAAAGAUUCUGGUACAUCCGACCAAGCAGAUUCCUCAACAUCUACGUCCAGCCGUAGCCCAUCCACUUCCUCGUCCUCCACGUUCGCUGAAGCUGAGCAGAACGAGUUACCUCGCGCCAACCCCAUGGACGAGCCACCGCAGGCCUGA